AUGAUAGGCGUUGUGGCGCAAGUAAAACAAUCUGUGGAACGUCGACAAAGCUCAGAUGAAGUUCGGAUCAAAAAAGAAAAUAUUGGCCUUGAAGAUUAUCAGCAUCAUUUAUUCAAUAAUCAAAAUAAACGUGAUAGUUAUUGUGAAGAUUUAAACAAAAUCAAAGUUCGAUUCGAUAAAUCAAUACCGAACAUGCAGCAAAUUAUUCAAACGGAUAUGAAACGAAUAAAUAUAAAUAAACUUUAUGAUCGUCAACUGAGAGAAACUGUACAUGGAACAAGAGGAUUAGAUUGGCAGCAUAAAGAGCAAUUAAAACGAUUCAAAAAUGACGAGCGUGAUAUUCGUCGUGAAUUACUUCGUCUAAAUUAUGAUUUAGCAAAAAUUUCUUUUUCAUCUUAUCUAAAUGGAAGUUUGAAUAAAAAUCCGUUGCAUCAUUCAACAAAAAAAACAAAAGCGGUUCUUAAGCGUUCAUUAUUAAUCACUGAUCGCCGAGUGUCAAUCAAUUUCUCGACGCCAACAAAUCAAACACAAUCAUCAUCAUCUGGAAAUGAAUCAUCGUCGAGGAUAAGACAAAAACAAUUCCAUCGACAAGAAAUCAAAGAAUUUUUUGCGUAA
Adineta ricciae is the source of this 615-nucleotide messenger RNA. The record is from the annotation of a GenBank genome assembly. Lineage: Eukaryota; Metazoa; Rotifera; Eurotatoria; Adinetida; Adinetidae.